Molecule: messenger RNA, 8922 nt
Organism: Anoplophora glabripennis (Asian longhorned beetle)
Lineage: Eukaryota; Metazoa; Arthropoda; Insecta; Coleoptera; Cerambycidae
Gene: Ufd4
Product: E3 ubiquitin-protein ligase Ufd4
Exons: 19
Coding region: 214-8211 (2665 amino acids)
Biological process (GO): protein K63-linked ubiquitination; anatomical structure development; proteasome-mediated ubiquitin-dependent protein catabolic process
Cellular component (GO): nuclear speck
Molecular function (GO): metal ion binding; ubiquitin protein ligase activity; protein binding
Source: RefSeq, a predicted model, not a curated record
CGUGACAUUUUGCAAAGUGCAAAGCGCAACGUAGGUGAAUGUGAAAAUAUUUUUAUCGUUCUUUGUAAUUUUGUUGAUUUUCUUCAAUUAUAUUAUUAUAUAAAAUAUAUUGAACAUUUUAAAUAUGGAUAUGUGAAGAGUAGAAACAAGGAACUUUGGGGCUGGAAAUCGACGGGCAUUGCCAUCGUGAGCUUGUAAAGGUCACACACAAAGAUGGCUGAUCCAGAUCCAGAGACCCUACUGGAAUGGCUGAACAGCGGCCUGGGUGAUGAGAGGGACAUGCAGCUCAUCGCAUUGGAGCAGCUCUGCAUGCUGCUCCUUAUGUCAGACAACGUAGACCGUUGUUUUGAAAGUUGUCCACCCCGCACUUUCCUACCUGCCCUCUGUCGCAUAUUUCUAGAUGAACAGGCACCCGAAAAUGUUCUGGAAGUCACUGCACGCGCCAUCACCUAUUACUUGGACGUGUCCGCAGAGUGCACCAGGAGAAUCGUCGCAAUAGAUGGCGCCGUUAAAGCUAUAUGUAACCGUCUCGUAGUAGCUGAACUAUCGUCUAGGACUAGUAAAGAUUUAGCUGAGCAGUGUGUUAAGGUAUUAGAAUUAAUAUGCACUAGAGAAGCGGGCGCCGUUUUCGAUGCUGGCGGUCUAAGCUGCAUCCUGCCCUUUAUCCGGGACAACGGUCAACGUGUACACAAAGACACUCUCCAUUCAGCCAUGGCGGUCGUGUCCAGGCUAUGCACCAAGCUGGAGCCGGCCGACGCCGAGCUACCUACUUGCGUUUCUGCACUUAGCACUCUGUUGCGGCACGAAGACUCCCACGUCGCGGAUGGAGCUCUGAGGUGUUUCGCCUCCGUGGCAGAUAGGUUCACCAGGAGGGGAGUCGACCCCGCACCUUUAGCACAACAUGGAUUAGUUAAUGAAUUGCUGAGUAGAUUAUCAAACGCUGCCGGACCGUCAACGGCAAGCGGCACCCAGAACACACCGGGAAAAGCUUCCUCUACCAAUAACGCCGCUGCGGCAGCUCCAGAUUCCAAAGCCAACGCCGCUUCCGUUUCGACAAUUAUCAGCCUUUUGUCGACGCUUUGUAGAGGUUCACCUACAAUUACACACGAUUUAUUAAGAUCGGAACUGUUGGAUGCUAUAGAGAAGUCAUUGAAGGGAGACGAGCGUUGCGCUCUAGACUCAAUGCGAUUAGUGGAUUUGCUAUUGGUGCUAUUAUUCGAAGGGCGUAGGGCUUUAGGUAAAUCGGGGGGAUCUUCCGGACAGCUCAUGUCUAGGAUAAGACGUAUGGAUUCGGCGGCUGAGAAAUCGCACAGGCAACUCAUAGACUGCAUCAGAUCGAAGGACACCGACGCUUUGAUAGAGGCUAUCGAAAACGGAGGAGUAGAGGUGAAUUUCAUGGACGACGUAGGCCAAACCCUUCUCAACUGGGCAUCGGCCUUUGGCACCCAAGAAAUGGUCGAGUAUCUGUGCGAAAAAGGCGCAGACGUCAACAAGGGCCAGCGCAGCUCUUCCUUGCAUUACGCCGCUUGCUUUGGUCGUCCUGCGAUAGCCAAAGUUCUGCUCCGUCACGGUGCUAAUCCCGAUUUAAGAGAUGAGGACGGCAAAACACCUUUAGAUAAGGCGAGGGAAAGGGCGGACGAAGGGCACAGAGAAGUCGCCGCGAUAUUACAAUCGCCCGGCGAAUGGAUGAUACCCGUAGAUAAAGACAGAGCUAGAAAAUCGGAAUCUGACAGUGAGGACUCCAUCGAACCACGUGGAGACCCUGAGAUGGCCCCCGUCUAUCUGCAGCGACUCCUGCCCGUAUUCUGCACCACGUUUCAGUCGACGAUGUUGCCCAGCGUCAGAAAAGCGAGCUUGGGGCUCAUCAGGAAGAUGAUACAUUACAUCCAGCCGAAUCUGCUGGAGGAACUGUGCUCGUUGGAGUCCAGCCCCAAUUUCGGCACCCAAGUCGUGGAGGUCAUCGCCACGGUGUUGGAUAACGAGAUGAGUUAUUGCUGGCCCGUCACUUCUCGUAGCGUCGCCGUCUCACCCUUAAGUUUAUUUGUUCGCUCGAUACGUGCUUACGUGCAUGAUAGACGUGUUAUUCCAUAUCACUCUCUGGAGGACGAGGAUGGCCAUUCUAUCGUCUUGUCUAUCAUACAAGAUCUUAUGACAAAAUCGCAGGACAUAUUCUUAGAUCAUUUUGCGAGAUUGGGAAUUUUCACUAAAGUUCAAGGCUUAGCCGGUCCGCCGGAAGCACAAGACAACGAUGAGAACGAGCCAGUCGUAGAAGAAACGAGUGAAACAAGUCAAAUCGAGGAUGCGAAGGAGAUCUUGCCCGGCAAGGCCUACCAUUGGAGGGACUGGUCGGUGUGCCGCGGCAGGGACUGCCUCUACAUCUGGUCGGAUGCCGCCGCCCUAGAAUUAUCAAACGGAUCAAACGGCUGGUUCAGAUUCAUACUGGAUGGCAAACUUGCAACGAUGUACUCCAGCGGGUCUCCGGAAGGCGGAGCUGACACUUCGGGCAAGAGCCGGGCCGCGGACAGCCUCACCACCGAAGAAAACCGUGGAGAAUUCUUGGAAAAACUGCAAAGGGCUCGAGCCGCCGUCCGGUGUACUAACAAUUCCAUACCAAUACUUUCAAAACCGGGCUUGACCCGAUUGGUAGUCGGCAACUGGUCCCUGACAUCCAGAAAGGAGGCUGAGAUUCACAUACACAAUUGUGAUGGCCAACAACAGACAACAAUCUUACGGGAGGACUUGCCUGGCUUUAUCUUUGAGUCGAAUAGGGGCACAAAGCAUUCAUUUAUCGCUGAAACUAGUUUAGGUCCAGAAUUCUCCGCUGGUUGGACGACCAAAAAAGGCAAACGCCUACGCUCCAAGCUGGAAGCUACGAAGAUGAAAGUGAAGUAUCUCGCACACCAAAUCUACGAGCAGUACUUCAGAGCUGCUCAGGCACAACCGAGAGGCAUCGUGGCCAAGCUCGGAAACAUCGUUGCACAAAUAGAACGUGCCUGCCAGAAGCAAUGCUCCUACGGCAAUAACCGCGAAGGCAACAAUUCCUGGAGGGAAAUCCUACACAACGCGUUGGACGAUUUAACUCAGAUACUUAAGGAAGAUGGUGUGGUCUCUGCUUAUGAGCUGCACAGUUCGGGAUUAGUGCAAGCUUUGCUCUCUCUGCUGUCGACCAGCUAUUGGGAUCAAGGCCUAAAGUCGAGCAAGAUGAACAAGUACCAAAAGCAAAGGGUGCAGGUUUUCAAGCAGUGUUUCAAGAAUAGGUUAAACGACGAUAAUAAUUCUAUAUCCAUUCUAGUCCAUAAACUUAUAGCGGUGCUCGAAAGCAUCGAAAAAUUACCUGUUUACCUUUACGAUAACCCGGGAUCCGGAUAUGGUCUGCAGAUUUUGACAAGACGCUUGCGGUUCAGACUGGAGAAAGCUUCAGGAGAAAGCACUUUGAUUGACCGCACCGGUAGAAGUCUGAAAAUGGAGCCGCUCGCGACUGUCGCGCAGUUGGAAAGAUAUCUCUUGAAAAUGGUAGCUAAGCAAUGGUAUGAUUAUGAUCGCAGCUCGUUUCAGUUUUUAAAGAAGCUGCGAGACCCCAAAUAUCAGACGUUCAAGCAUUCUCAUGACUUCGACGAAAAUGGAUUGAUCUACUUCAUCGGCACCAACGGAAAGACUAGCUCCGAGUGGGUUAAUCCAGGCCAGUAUGGCCUGGUUACCGUUUCGAGUUCAGACAGCAGAAAUCUGCCUUACGGUCGAGUGGAAGACAUUCUGUCUCGGGACCCGUCAGCGCUCAACUGUCACACAAAUGACGAUAACCGUGCUUGGUUCAGCAUCGACCUAGGAGUGUAUAUCAUUCCCAGUGCUUACACCCUACGACAUGCACGUGGCUACGGCAGAUCCGCCCUUAGGAAUUGGCAGUUCCAAAUGUCGAGGGAUGGCCAGACCUGGACGACACUCUACACUCACAUUCAUGAUAUGUCUUUGAACGAUCCCGGCAGCACGGCCACCUGGCCUAUCGAGGUUUCCCCAGAUGAAUAUCAAGGGUGGAGGCAUGUCAGGAUACAGCAGGCGGGAAAGAACGCUUCGGGUCAGACACACUACUUGAGUUUGUCUGGUUUCGAGAUUUACGGACAGGUAACUGGCGUAAGUGAAGACAUGGGCAAAGCACACAAAGAGCAGGAGGCGCAUCUUAGGAAACAGAGGAGGCUUGUGAAGUCGCAGCUGUUGAAGCACAUGGUGGUCGGUGCGAGGGUCGUAAGGGGAGUCGACUGGAAGUGGAGGGACCAGGAUGGGAAUCCACCAGGGGAAGGUACAGUAACUGGAGACUUACACAGCGGCUGGAUAGACGUAACCUGGGACCACGGUGGUUCCAACUCGUACCGAAUGGGUGCCGAAGGCAAGUACGAUAUCAAACUGGCCCCAGGUUACGACGUGGAAGCUGCCACCACAUCGAAAUGUUGCUCUAGCAACAAGCAGAAAAGCGAAAAAGACAAACAGAGUGUACUUACGAGCAGAAAAAGCAGCUCGACGCCCAGUCUGCCCGAAGCUACCGAUGCCAAGACCUCCGUGGCGUCCACGGAACAAGCAGCCUCUGCGGACAAUCUCGCAGCCAAGCAAGCUGCCGAAACAAUCGCCGAGAGUGUAUUAUCGGUGGCUCGUAACGAAGCUCUUAUCGCUGUCACAAGCGAAUCGCAAGCUGCCAGCAACGACAGUGAAUUAUCUGUGGUGGUACAUCCGUUGCGAGAUCCGCACCACGAUUUGUCUACCAUUAACAAUUCAACAGAUCUUGCGACGAUCGUGGAGAGUUUAGCGUUGUGCGACUCGAAGCCACUACCAACCAACUCUUCGGACUCACAGAAGGCCAUGGUUUCCAGCAACUCCAACUCCAACAUCAGCAAGUCGAAUCGCAAUUCAAAAAUAAGCAAUUCCCAGGCGGCCGCGGCCGCUGCUCAGAGUUUCGUGGAGGCCGUCGAGGCCCUGGAUAAGAUCCGUGAGGGCUCCGACAUGCUAAGGAACAACACCAACAAUUUCCUGUCGGCCGAGCUGUUGCAGUCGGCUCUCAACAUUGGCCAGAGCAGCCAGAUAAACACUUUGUCUAGUUUGAAUUCGGUGGGUGUGCGGAUAUCGGUGUCGAGUAAUUCAGAGACUGACGACGAGAAGCCGGUGAGGCGGAAAACGGAAUCGGCUAAGGGCGGCAGUUGUAGUAGUGAUAAAGAUGAGGCUGUGACAAACUCAAAUAAUGCUAAGAACAGUAGUAAUAAUACAAUUGUCGUGACGAACCCGAUGAGUGUCAGUGUUCCUAACCUCACCUCCACGGAGGCCAAUAGUCAGAUAGAACCCACCACCACAGCAGUUCUGAACUUCUCAGGUCUGUUAGAGACGUUUGCUGCGUUAGCGCGCCGCCGCACCCUCGCUUCUGUGUCAGCAGCAAAUGCUUCCAACACCAACACAAACAACUCGCAGAACACGGGCUCCAAUGCCCAGAACAACCAGAAUUCUGGUUCCAUAUUCCCCAGAGCACCCAACUCCGUGUCUAGUCUAGUACGCCUGGCGCUGUCUAGCAACUUCCCCAGCGGAUUGCUGAGCACCGCACAGAGCUACCCCAGUUUAUCAUCGAGCAACAACGCGGCAAACCAGUCGGGUGGUAUUUCCACCACUGCCGGGGCAGUUCAGGGCUUAAGCCAAGCUCUGACUAUGAGUUUGACGUCAACCAGCAGCGAUAGCGAACAGGUGUCUCUGGAGGACUUCUUGGAGUCCUGUAGGGCGCCUACUUUGCUUGCCGAAUUGGAUGACGAUGAGGAAAUGGGUGACGAUGACGACAAUGAUGACGAUGAGAAUGAGGAUGAUGCUGACUACGAGGAGGUAAUGGUGUCUAGGAAUCUGUUGUCGUUCAUGGAGGAAGAAAGUUUCGAGACGAGACCAAGCAAGCGGAGAUCUUGGGAUGAUGAAUAUGUUUUGAAGAGGCAGUUCUCUGCUUUGAUCCCUGCUUUCGAUCCCAGGCCCGGUAGGACCAAUGUUAAUCAAACUACAGAUCUCGAAGUCCCUCCCCCAGGACAGGAAGAGAGCUGUUCUACAUCGGAACAUGAGCUCUUACCACAACCUAAGCUGCAGUUGAUGUUAAAAGGUCCCAAUAUGCCUGGAAUCUUAGACGUAGAGGUUGAACUGAGCGAUCCUUCAUGGACCAUCUUCAGGGCUGUUCAAGAACUGAUGCAACUGGCAGAAUUCAGCUCGAAGCAGGAGAAGCUCAGAAGAAUCUGGGAGCCCACAUAUGUGAUUGUUUAUAAAGAAGUGAAAGAUGACGGUACAUACGACACAGAAGAAGGUAGGGCAACGCCCGUCGCCACCCAGUACUCCAGAAGCGGCAGCAGCUCCGUAGCGGGAAUGACCCUCUCUCCCAGCACUCCUGUACCUGGCACUCCAUCUGUUUCGAGCUGCACCGUAGAAGACGUUCUGCAGCUGCUGCGUCACCUUUUCGUCAUCAUCACGACAAAGGAAAUGGACCUGAACACCCUGGAUCACCCAGACAUAUCUCCGGAGGAAUUCUCCAGCAAAAAAAUCACAAACAAACUGCUACAGCAAAUACAAGAUCCGCUGGUGUUGUCCAGUUCCAGCCUGCCCACGUGGUGCGAGGAAUUGAACCAUUCGUGUCCCUUCCUGUUUCCUUUCGAGACGAGGCAGCUAUAUUUCAACUGUACUGCAUUCGGUGCCUCUAGAAGCAUCGUCUGGUUGCAGACCCAAAGAGAUGUCACAAUGGAGAGACAGAGGACGCCCGGUUUGUCCCCGAGAAGGGACGAUCCUCACGAAUUUAGAGUCGGACGGUUGAAACACGAGAGAGUUAAAGUACCAAGAGGAGAACAGUUGCUCGACUGGGCCAUGCAAGUAAUGAAAGUGCACGCGGACAGGAAGUCCAUCCUCGAGGUGGAAUUUGCAGGGGAAGAAGGCACCGGUCUUGGACCCACCCUGGAGUUUUACGCGUUGGUAGCUGCUGAGGUGCAGCGUCGUGACUUGGGCAUGUGGAUAUGCGAGGACGAAGCCAUCAACUCUAACAAGCCUGUGGAUUUGGGCGAGGGACUGAAACCACCCGGUUACUACGUGCGGAGGGUGUCGGGCCUGUUCCCAGCGCCUCUCCCACAGCACUCUGAUAUUUGUGAUAAGGCCGUAAGGCACUUCUACUUCCUGGGGGUAUUCCUCGCAAAGAUUCUCCAGGACAACAGACUGGUCGACUUGCCCCUGAGCAAGAGCUUCUUGAAGUUGAUGUGUCACGGGGAGAUCCAAAACACUGUGAACGAGAGGAUCGGUUUCACAGGAGGGAAAAAAGCCGCUGAAGAGGACGUGAUGACCUCCAGUUUCAUAUCCGAGGAGAGCGAGAAAGAGCUGGAAUUGGACCCUCCGAAAAUCAUAAUGGAAGAGAAACGACCCUGGUACAGCAAUAUCCUGGGGGAGGAGGACCUGUUCGACAUCGACCCCAUAAGGGCCGGCUUCCUCAAACAAAUUAAGGAAAUUGUGAAACAGAAGCAGAGAAUCAUGCAGGACCACUCGGCCUCCCCCGAAACCAAGUCCCACCAGAUCCAGAACCUCAGCCUGAACCACUCCUCGGGCCCCGUUCUGCUGGAGGACCUGGCCCUCACGUUCUCCUACUUACCCAGCUCGAGCAUUUACGGAUUCACGUCUGUCGACCUGGUAAGCAACGGUGCCGACAUUGAAGUCAAUAUAGAGAACGUGGAGGAGUACGCAGAGCUGACCACGCAGUUCUGCUUGGACAGGGGUAUAGCAAGGCAGUUGGAGGCAUUCUACAAGGGUUUCUCGAUGGUGUUUCCGAUGGAGAAGUUGGCGGCGUUCAGCCCCGAUGAGAUGUGUGUGAUGCUAUGCGGCGAUCAGAAUCCCGAGUGGACCAAAGAGGAUCUCAUUAAUUAUACGGAACCCAAGCUGGGGUACACGAAGGACAGUCCGGGCUUCUUGAGAUUUGUCAACGUUCUCGUUGACAUGUCGCCCGAAGAAAGGAAAGCGUUUCUACAGUUCACGACGGGGUGCAGCUCUCUUCCGCCGGGCGGUCUGGCAAACCUGUACCCGCGCCUAACCAUAGUCCGCAAGGUGGAUGCUGGUGAAGGUUCUUACCCCUCCGUUAAUACGUGCGUUCACUACCUGAAACUCCCCGACUAUCCCACAGAAGAAAUCCUAAGGCAGAGACUAUUAGCGGCCACUAAAGAGAAAGGUUUCCACUUGAAUUGAACUAUUUUAACUGAAGUAAUUGUACCGUAACCACGUUGAUUUGUCUGUGCAUAGAUAUGACACAAUUUUGUGCUUAACGUGUACGGAUGGUGCACGUUAGUUUAGCAUACAUUUUUUACGUUUUUAAGAGUAUCAUGUUUAUUUGAACGGUGCAGCAGUUGCGUUUGUGCUUGUAUUUAUUCACGACUUGUCAGCGUGUGAAUCCACGUUUAAUUCUUUGAUUAGGAUGCUGUAAUUAUGAUUGAAGAUGAAACUGUUUUGAGGGCGUACUGAGGAUUUUUGUAUUAUUUGUAUUCUAAUUACCGUAUUUUGAAUUCUUAGGCAAAUUUUCAAGUAUAAAUAUAUAUAUUUACCUUAAAAAGAAUAUAAAGUGUUUAAAAUAGCUAAUAAUAUUUAUAUGAAUUUAGCGUCUCUUGUUAUAAACAUCGAGUUUGCCGAGAGAUCUUAGUGAUAAAUAGAGAGUUUAAUUAUGACCAAAUUUCUAAGGAUUAUGAUUAUGUAAUUUUAUUUCCUCAAUUAUUUACAGUUAUAUAUGAAUAUAUAUAUGAACACACGAGUAGUGCACAUUUCUUUGGGUCUUUUUGGUUUUAGUUUUAAUUUUUUGCUUAAAACUACUUUUCUGCUACACUACAUAACAAUAUUAUAUUGUAGAGAAAUGUCUGUAUGUAUUUGAUGUUAAAUACGUUAUAACAAUAAAAACUUCUCUUAAAA